CAAGACAAGAUAAGCUGAGUCAUAUGUUAUCACUUGUCAAUUGUUUUUCUUUCUAAUUUCUUUGUUUUCUUUGUUCUCUUCAACUUAUAUAUAAAAUCUUAUAAUUUUUAUUAAAACUUUAAGGAAGAGGGAACAUAUAGAAUUAAAAGGGAGGUUUUUGUGUUAUAAUUAGUUUUUUAUAUUUUUUUUCAAGAAUUUUCUUGAAGGUUAAUUAAUGGCCAAGAUUACUAGUUUAAUUGGAUCUGGAAUUGUUGCAGCUACCAACCAGAUUCUAUAAAAAUGUGCUACUUUUGGAUGAUCGAGCACCGAUCCUGUGACAUUUUUGAAGAGUGCGAGCAACAUAGCUCUCCCUAGGCCUAAAGUUCAACUUCAUUUUACCUGUAUCAAUUGUGCUUUUGAUCUGCACGGACGAUUGUUCUGUGUUCCUCUUUGGACAAUGUGGUUAUGAUCAACUGUGAAUCAGGUUGGUCCUCACGUAAAGCAUAUCCCUGCUGUUGGCAAUUUGCAAAAACAAAUCGUUAGCGAUCAAAUACAGGUCAGAUGGAGUAGCACUGAGACAUCUUUGAAGAAUGACAUCUCAGCAACUGAUGUUAGAGGAUACAAGGGGCAUGAUAUGUUGGCACCCUUCACUGCCGGAUGGCAUUCUACUGAUUUGGAACCUUUAGUCAUACAAAAAUCUGAGGGUUCGUAUGUCUAUGAUGUUAACGGGAAGAAGUACCUCGAUGCUCUAGCUGGUUUGUGGUGCACAUCUUUAGGUGGAAAUGAGCCUCGUCUUGUUGCAGCCGCAACUAAACAACUCAACGAGUUGCCCUUUUACCAUUCAUUUUGGAAUCGUAGCACAAAACCUUCUUUGGAUCUCGCGAAGGAGCUCCUAGAUCUUUUUACUGCAAAUAAAAUGGCGAAAGCUUUUUUCACAAACAGCGGAUCAGAAGCCAAUGACACACAGGUGAAACUGGUAUGGUAUUACAACAAUGCACUCGGGAGGCCAGACAAAAAGAAAUUUAUUGCUCGAACAAAAUCAUACCACGGAUCAACUCUCAUUUCCGCUAGUCUCUCUGGUCUUCCUGCACUACAUCAGCAAUUCGAUCUACCAGCUCCGUUUGUUCUGCAUACUGACUGCCCUCAUUAUUGGCGCUUUCAUCAGCCAGGUGAGACGGAAGAGGAGUUCUCGACAAGAUUGGCUAAUAAUUUGGAAAAUCUCAUACUCAAAGAGGGACCUGAAACAAUAGCUGCUUUCAUUGCCGAACCAGUCAUGGGGGCAGGAGGUGUCAUACCUCCUCCCGCGACCUAUUUUGGAAAGGUCCAAGCUGUACUAAAGAAGUACGACAUUCUUUUCAUCGCGGAUGAGGUUAUAUGUGGAUUUGGAAGGCUCGGGACAAUGUUCGGAUGUGAAAAGUACAACAUUAAACCUGAUCUUGUCUCUGUAGCAAAGGCUCUUUCCUCCGGAUAUAUGCCAAUUGGGGCUGUCCUUGUAAGCCCUGAAGUCUCCGAUGUCAUAUAUUCUCAAAGCAACAAGCUCGGUACAUUUUCCCAUGGAUUUACUUACUCGGGGCACCCUGUCUCGUGUGCAGUUGCCUUGGAAACACUGAAGAUCUACAAGGAAAGAAAUAUUAUUGAGCAAGUAAACAGAAUAUCACCAAAGUUCCAAGAAGGUCUGAAGGCGUUUUCUGAUAGUCCCAUAAUAGGAGAGAUAAGAGGAACUGGUUUGCUACAUGGUACAGAGUUUACAGAUAACAAAUCUCCAAAUGAUCCAUUCCCUCCUGAAUGGGGUAUCGGUGCAUAUUUUGGAGCACGGUGUGAGAAGCAUGGAGUGUUGGUACGCGUUGCUGGUGAUAACAUAAUGAUGUCUCCUCCCUACAUUCUUAGUUUGGAAGAAAUUGAUGAGUUGAUAAUCAAAUAUGGGAAAGCAUUGAAGGAUACUGAAAAUAGAGUAGAAGAACUCAAGUCUCAGAAGAAGUAAAAGAGCUCAUGAGGAAAAAAAGAGUGAAAAAAAUACAAGUCAAAAUUGUUUUGUAUAUUGUUAACUAGGCUUAUGAGUUGUUGGCUAAGAAAGUCAUUUGACUUUCUAGUGACUCGCGAUAGGCGUUUGAUUAUUUUAAUUAUAUUUUUCUAAAAAAGUUUUAGAUGAAUAUGAAAUGACUUGAAAAUCAAAAAGUAUGAUGAUCAAAUCAUGCUAGAUAAGUUUAAGUUGAAUUAUGAUCGGUUGUUUGACGUAAA
Molecule: messenger RNA, 2217 nt
Organism: Solanum pennellii
Lineage: Eukaryota; Viridiplantae; Streptophyta; Magnoliopsida; Solanales; Solanaceae
Product: gamma aminobutyrate transaminase 3, chloroplastic
Exons: 19
Coding region: 614-1960 (448 amino acids)
Biological process (GO): biotin biosynthetic process
Molecular function (GO): S-adenosyl-L-methionine:8-amino-7-oxononanoate transaminase activity; pyridoxal phosphate binding
Source: RefSeq, a predicted model, not a curated record